GCUGAAUACAUAAAUAUUAAGCCUAAUUACAGAGUAAUUACAGGUAAACAAAUAUGGAAUAAUUGACAUAUUCCUGUUCUAUCACCAUUAUUUCUUAUUUGGACCCAAUAUCCUCCUUUUGAUCUCAGUUACUAUAAGUCAAAUUCACAUCACAUGCAGAAGCAAAGCACCUGAAACCCAAAAAGGAAGAGAAGAUAAACAGAGAAAGCUUCAAGAAAUCACCAUUUUCUUCCGAAAUCUUGCUUGGCGUAAAGGGAUUUGAAGAUCUUUGAAAAAAUCUACAGUCUUGGAAAAAUUUGUUCUGAAACUUGCGGACCAAGUAUGAAAUUAAAACUAUAAAUUGAGAGGAGGAGUGAAGAGUGAAGACGUUCAUUUGCAUAAUUCAGAAAAUGAAGGAAAGAAAAAUAUCGGUAAGCAUGGAACGGCAAAGCAAGAAGCUAAAAGUGGAUUCUAGUGAGGAAAACAAUGUGACAGAGUGUGGUGAAGGUUCAUCAAGUUUAUGUUGCAAGAAUUGGCAAUCAUCAUAUUCUUCUUCAUGUGAGCCUUGGUUUCUCUUGUAUGGGGAAGGUUCUCAGUGUUCGCUGCUAAUCAACGAUGAUCAACACAAGAAGUUCACAAUGGAAAUCCCAGAAUUGGAUGGAGCUACUUGCCUUGCAUCCAAAGAUGGGUGGCUUCUUCUAUUUGACCAGGGCUCAGUGUUCUUCCUCAACCCAUUUUCAAGAGCCAAAAUUGAUCUUCCAAAGAUCCCCUUUUCAGAACUCUCUGAUGAUUCUGAGUACAUUGCAGCAUUUUCAUGCGCCCCUACAUCGAAAGAAAACUGCACAGUUGCUGUAAUCAAGCGGUGGGAAUACAUUGGGAUUCAACUCUAUUUGCAUAAUUGUCAAGGUGGUGGUGACAAUUGGGCUGAGCAUGAACAUAUUUGCACUCUUGCAGAUUUGAGCACAAUUAGAGUUGCUGUGUACGAAGAAGGGGUUUUCCACAUUUUUGAUGGGUUCUACGGGUCGGUUACAUUUGAUGCCAGGACUGAAAAAUGGAGAACCAGAAUUGAAUUUUCAUCAAUGAAAAAACUUGACAGUGGAGGGAGGAACUGUAAGAUAAGCAGAAAGUGGUUUUGGACGAGUAAUUUAAGGGAGAAACUGGGGCUUGAAGGUGAUUUUUCUGUUUCCAUAUGCGGGACGCUGAUUCCACAUUCAGAUGAUGAAGUUGACUUGCUGAUUCAGAAUGAGAACCUUGAGGGUUCUCAAGGGUCUAAGGGCCGUCACUUUAAAGGGGUGUGGAUCCAACCACCAAGACUCUUUCAAUUACCUGCAGAUGAAAGAUUGGUAGCUUGAUAUCUUGUUGUUCCUUCUUCUGAGUUUGGGUUUAUUAGUAGGUAUAUAUAAUCAGACUUGAGAUUUUGUUCUAUUCUUUUGGUCUUUGAUCAGAAUUGCUCUGUGAUAAGGAUUUGGAAAAGAAUACAAGAUAUAACUACCACAGAUAUUGCUAUUGUAGCUUGAUAUCUGGCUGUUGUUUGUUUUGGGUUUAGUUUAGCAGAAUUACUAGUGGGAUAUGUAGUCACUGAGACUUGACAUUUUGUUCUAUUGUUUUGUUCAUGUAGUCACUGAGACUUGAGAUUUUGUUCUAUUGUUUUGUUCAGAAUUGCUCUAUGAUAAGGAUUUUGGAAAUGAAAAAUA
Messenger RNA from Lotus japonicus, 1673 nucleotides. RefSeq names its product F-box protein At3g56470-like. The transcript is spliced from 3 exons. The coding region runs from base 390 to 1331 and encodes 313 amino acids. The record is from RefSeq and is a predicted model, not a curated record. NCBI's taxonomy places the organism in Eukaryota, Viridiplantae, Streptophyta, Magnoliopsida, Fabales, Fabaceae.